AAGCCGGAAGUUUCCUCCGAAACGUGAAGUUCUAGGGAAGCUGCUUGGUCAACUCUUAUCGAAAACUUUACAUAGGCUUAUUAACUUCAUUUUUUUGCUGUCUGAACAGUUAGCCUUGUCAUUAAUUUCGUUCGGGUACUUUUCGUCACCCUCAGACAACCGUAAAGAAGCCCGAGAAGUUGUCCACAUGGCGUUAUUUUGGGCGUUAAAGCAGCAGUGACUAUCAGAGCCCUGUUGAUCAAAUCGGGCAGAGAUCGCAGAAGUGCAGUGUAAGCGGUGGUCUCUCGGGUCUCUAAGAUGACUGAGUAUAAGCUGGUUGUUGUGGGAGCAGGUGGUGUCGGGAAAAGCGCUUUAACCAUCCAGCUCAUUCAGAAUCACUUUGUGGAUGAAUAUGACCCCACUAUUGAGGACUCUUACAGGAAGCAGGUGGUGAUUGAUGGCGAGACGUGUCUGCUGGACAUCCUGGACACUGCCGGUCAGGAGGAGUACAGCGCUAUGAGAGACCAGUACAUGAGGACGGGAGAGGGCUUCCUAUGCGUCUUUGCUAUAAACAACAGCAAAUCCUUCGCUGAUGUGCACUUGUACAGAGAGCAGAUCAAGCGAGUUAAAGACUCUGAUGACGUUCCGAUGGUUCUAGUGGGGAACAAGUGUGAUCUGGCUAGAACGGUGGACACCAAACAGGCUCAGGAACUUGCCAGAAGUUACGGCGUAGAGUUUGUGGAAACUUCAGCCAAGACUAGACAGGGAGUCGAAGACGCUUUUUACACCCUCGUUCGUGAGAUCCGGCAUUAUCGCAUGAAAAAGCUCAACAGCAGCGAGGACAGAAAGCAGGGCUGCCUGGGCGUGUCCUGUGAAGUCAUGUGACUGCAGUGUCUCACCCUUCUAUGUUUGUCUUUGUUGGCCAGGCAGCUAGACGCCUUAUCAUCACUUAAGGAUAGAUUAUUUGAAGUGGUCGAUCUUGUAAAACCCUCAGAUUGAUAUUUGUGUCGAGGGUCUGCACAGUCGGCCCCCUGCUGGCUGAAAGGGAUAAAUGCACAACUGGUCAGCUGUCAUCUGUUUACCUGUUGGUUGGCUGUUACCUGCGAUAACAAAACCAGGCCAUUUGAGAGACAUUUUGAUGUUUUGUGUUUCACAGAGUGUUUUUGCAUUCUUGUCAUAUAGUACGUUUGCUUUUCCUUUAAAAAAAAUGGGCAUUGGUAUUGAAUCUUUAUACUUGUAAGCCCUUGUGAAGACAUCUUCAGACAGCCUUCUUUUUUACUGUAUACCUGAAAACUAGCAUAAAAGCUUUUUUCAGUCACAUGGACACAUGUUCAGGUUACAUUUCAUCCUAAAAUAAAUAUGAAUAAGGACAUUUUGCAUACAAAUAAUACCAUUAGGGAACCAUUAAGAUGGUGCAUUACAUUUUGCCAUCUUACUUUUUUGCAUUAAAAUACUACAAUCACAUAAAAAAACCAUUUUCUAUGUGAUUAGGUAUAAUUUCUUAUAUCUUUAUGGUGUGAAAUGCCCUGAGCAUGUUCUUGACAGAUUUUGUGAGAUUUCCCCAUGCAUUGUUUUUAUUAAAGUAACUUUAGGCUAUAUAGGAUUUAAUGUAACAUCAUCAUCAAUUUUGGAAGCUGUUAUCCUCUAUUUGUAUAGGGCAGCCCUAUAAAGGCAGCGUAAUGUUGACGUAUUAGGGCUCUAAAGAGCGAACGUAAAAAAUACCCUUUAAUCUUAAUCUGCGGAUUCAAUGCUCAGGAAUACUGUGAACGCGGAUGUAUUUCGAAAAUGUGCCAUUAUGUCUGUUUCUUUUGUUCAUAUCCAAAGACCUUAUUUAGCAUUUUACUUUCCAAGAUACCCGUCACAUUUCUCAUUCUUUCCGAAGAAGUUUGACCUUUUAUCUUCUUUGAUCUCAACUGAAAAUUUGGACCUAAUGCAUGACGAUGGAAUCAAUGUAGUUUAAAGAGAGAAAUCCGAAGGCGUGAUAAGCAUAUGUGAUGGAGUUUACCUAAGGGCCUGAAUUGUGGUGCUGCUUGUGUACAUGUCAAAUGUGUUUUCUUCUCCGUCCUGUACAGCAUUACAUCUUUUAGCCCUUGUGAAAUAAUGUCUUAAAUCUUCAAGGAAAACUGUAAAAUGUGUUUAUUUUGAUGGUUUAUCAGGUCAUGGGGGUGGAGAUUAUUUGUUUCUUUGCCUGUAGAUAAAUAACCUCAAAGUUCUGGUUAUUCAUGUUUUUCAGUAUGAUGUUAUUUAUGUGCAUUUGUCUACAACUGUGCCUGAUUUCAUCGGGAGUGAAAUCUCUUGUGUGUUCCUAUUAUUAGUGGUGUUACAUUUGGCCAUCUGUUGUGACACUGACAGGGCCCGGAUGUAUUCUAACUAAGUUUGCCAUUACAUUAACAAUCCUACUUGUUCUAGACUUGAUUUUCAAUGUAUUUUGCAUUUUAAGCACAAUUUGUCGGCAUGCCAAACUUCGUUAAUCAAAUGUUUUGAAAAUCAUGCGAAAAUGAACAUUUCAUUUUUUCGGAGGAUAUUAAUAUGUAACAAAUUUUAAUGUGCCUACCAUAUUACAAAAUGUUUUACCAGUAAAUCAAUUGCAAAAA
Molecule: messenger RNA, 2573 nt
Organism: Triplophysa rosa
Lineage: Eukaryota; Metazoa; Chordata; Actinopteri; Cypriniformes; Nemacheilidae
Gene: nras
Product: NRAS proto-oncogene, GTPase
Exons: 5
Coding region: 298-864 (188 amino acids)
Biological process (GO): Ras protein signal transduction
Cellular component (GO): plasma membrane
Molecular function (GO): GDP binding; GTP binding; GTPase activity
Source: RefSeq, a predicted model, not a curated record